Acytostelium subglobosum LB1 is the source of this 1125-nucleotide messenger RNA. RefSeq lists its product as hypothetical. The transcript has 4 exons. The record is from RefSeq and is a predicted model, not a curated record. Lineage: Eukaryota; Evosea; Eumycetozoa; Acytosteliales; Acytosteliaceae. Gene Ontology annotation, molecular function: protein binding. The coding region runs from base 1 to 1125 and encodes 374 amino acids.
AUGCUAACAUAUACACAACAAAGAAAGGAUAAAGAGGCACGACUCUACUUGGAGAAGAAGACAAAGGCAUUAGAGUGGAUUAAGGAUUGCUUCGAUCGCUCUGACCAUCCUCUGACUGUCCAGCAACAGCACACUGAUGACCUCAUUGACUUGGUGUUUGAUGGCACUGUACUCUGCAGACUGAUCAACCUGUACUAUCCAAACUCAAUCAACAAGAUCUUCACUCCAAAGAGCAAUCAACAAUUUUACCAGAGAAUAGAGAACAUCAACCAAUUCAUAAAGGAAUGCCACCACCUUCGUGUUCCUGUCAUCUUUCAACCACUGGAUCUCUUUGAGACCAAGAACCCUGCCAGAGUCGUCAACACAAUUUAUUGUUUGAUACAGAUACUGGAUGAUGGAUUGGCAAAUAGACGCAUGAAGAGGAGGAAGGAGUUCACCAUUGAGGAGUUGGCCAGAGCACAUAUAGAGUUGGAAGUGGAGAAUGAUUCCACCGGUAUACAACUGUCGGAACACUUGGCUGAGAGUCUGCCAGAGAAUAUUGAAUCAAUGCCCACCAUACAACUACAGGUGUCGUCAUCCAACAGCUAUGAAAGCAAAACACUGUCCAUACAGGACUCGUAUCAUACAAGGACCACCGUCAUCAACACUCCCAAACUCAUGCGAACAUCAAUAACACCAUCAACAUACUCAACACCUGCUAUUAACAACAACAAUCAUGUCGAUAGUCUGCUGUCUAGUCCAUUAACUCCCAACUCAACAGAACAUGAAGAGAUGGCAACCACCACUGCCAUCAAGACAGCAGUUAUCUCCACAUCACCAAUCAGCAGGAAAUCAACUACACCCUAUACCUAUUCGCCUUCAAUGCAGGCUGCUGACAGAGGCAACAAUUAUCAAUGGUCAACAGACACAAAGGGAUGGAAUGCUACAACAACAACAACAACAAAGAGGCUUCAACCAUCGACAUUUAAGAUAAACGACAUUGCAAUGGAUGGUGAUAUCAUCUACCAUAACAACAACAGUGGCGACAACAACAAAAUCUCUCUAUUGUUCAUUUCUGGAAUCGUCACGUGGAUGUUCCUUUUUGUUGACAACCAUGACACUCUUGCAUCUCCGAUAGGUGUAUAA